Messenger RNA from Grus americana (Whooping crane), 1591 nucleotides. RefSeq names its product zinc finger protein 664-like. Gene Ontology annotation, molecular function: RNA polymerase II cis-regulatory region sequence-specific DNA binding; DNA-binding transcription activator activity, RNA polymerase II-specific. The transcript is spliced from 2 exons. Bases 1 to 1218 code for a protein of 405 amino acids. Gene Ontology annotation, cellular component: nucleus. Gene Ontology annotation, biological process: regulation of transcription by RNA polymerase II. NCBI's taxonomy places the organism in Eukaryota, Metazoa, Chordata, Aves, Gruiformes, Gruidae. The record is from RefSeq and is a predicted model, not a curated record.
AUGGUGCCGGCGGGGACGCCGGGCGGGCCGGGCCCUCAGGCGGGGGGCGGGCGGGGCUGGGCGCUCGCCGCCGGGGCGGAGCGGCCCCACGGGUGCGAGCAGUGCGGGAAGGCCUUCGCGCAGGCCGGCGCCCUGGCCAAGCACCGGCGGGUCCACACCGGGGAGAAGCCGUACCGCUGCCCCGUAUGCGCCAAGGCCUUUGCGCUGUCCUCGGGGCUGGUCCUCCACAAGCGCACCCACACCGGGGAGCGGCCCCAUGCCUGCCCGCUCUGCGGCAAGGCCUUCAUCUCCUCGUCGCACCUCGCCCUCCACCUCCGCUCCCACACGGGUGAGCGGAAGUACCAGUGCCCCGUCUGCGGGAAGCUCUUCCUCCAGUCCUCCCACCUGGUGCGCCACAAGGCCAUCCACACCGGUGAGAGGCCCUUCAAGUGCGAGGACUGCGGCAAGCUCUUCGGGCGCGCCUCGCACCUGGUGACCCACCGCCGCGUGCACACGGGCGAGAGGCCUUUCAAGUGCCUGCAGUGCGAGAAGGCCUUCACACAGAAGGCUGGGCUGGUCCUCCACGUCCGCCUGCACACCGGGGAACGGCCCUACAAGUGCGACAAGUGUGGGAAGAACUUCCGGUCCUCCGCCCACCUCGUGUCGCACCAGCUUCUCGAGUCGGGAGAGAGGAACUUCAAGUGCUCUACCUGCGGGAAGGCCUUCAAGCAGGCAUCGUCCCUCAAGCAGCACCUAAAGACCCAUGAGGCACGCGAGCCUCACCGCUGCUCGGUCUGCAGUCGAGCUUUUUCCAGAUCCUCUUACCUGCAGCUUCACAUGAGAACACACAGUGGGGAGCGGCCAUACCACUGUUUGCUUUGCAACCGGACAUAUGCCAAAAUUUCCACCUUUGAAAAACACUGUAAAAAGCACCAGCUGGAUGAGGAGAGGCCUGAGGCUAGACCCAAGCCAAUGACCACCAGGGCAAAAAACUCUGGCCAAAAAGAAGAAGCAGGAGCAGAAGCACCAAGACAACAGCCUCAACCAACCUCACCCAAAGCAGCAGCAGAUGGAAAGACUGUAAAAGUCACUAAAACAAGAAGUGUUCCCGGUCCUCUGCAACGUGGCUCAUGGGAGCGUAAUGUACAGGGGGAGCAGGAAUGUGCUUCCAUGUCACUAGACUGCCAGGAUGGAGGAGCACCUCGCAGUGCCGUCACAGCUUGCAGUGCGGAGUUCUGAACACGUGGGAGAUGCAGCCCAGCGGUGCAGUGGUUUGUUUACGCAAUUGCUUUACUCCAUCCAACAAGGUCAGGAAUGUGCCUUCUCUGGGGUCUGUGAAAGUCUGUGUUUGAUUUGUGGAAAAAGCAUACUUUGUUUUUAACAUAAGUUAUUUUUCUUGCUGUCAGCAGAUGAACUCUGCUGUUGAAUGAUUCAGCCUGAGUGCAUUUCCAUCAACAGUUAACAAGAUGAAGAAUAUUUUUUUAAGAUGUGCUAACAGCAAUAAUUAGCACUCUCAGUAAGAUUAGAUCCUGCGUGGAAGAAACGUUCUUGGGGGGGGGUCUCUAAGUGCUCUUCCAGUGCAGGUAAUUUUGUGUCUGACCCAGAGAGAAGG